UAUGGGAAUGGGGUAGGAGCUGGUGUAAAAAACUCCAUCUCCUGCUCACAGGCAUAGGGAUGGAUUCCUGUGUCAUCCCCCUCCGGCAUGGGGGCCUUUCCCUUGUGCAGACCACAGACUUCUUCUACCCGCUGGUUGAGGAUCCCUACAUGAUGGGCCGCAUUGCCUGUGCCAAUGUGCUGAGUGAUCUUUACGCCAUGGGCAUCACCGAGUGCGACAAUAUGCUGAUGCUGUUGAGUGUCAGCCAGAAAAUGACUGAUGAGGAGCGUGAAAAGAUCAUGCCACUGAUAAUCAAAGGCUUCCGGGACGCCGCAGAGGAUGGUGGGACAUCAGUAACAGGCGGACAGACUGUGUUGAAUCCCUGGAUCAUUGUUGGGGGUGUUGCUACAGUGGUGUGUCAGCCCAACGAAUUCAUCAUGCCAGACAGUGCGGUUCCUGGAGACGUGCUGGUGCUGACCAAGCCACUAGGCACACAGGUGGCUGUCAGCGCUCAUCAGUGGUUGGAUAACCUUGAGCGGUGGAAUAAGAUUAAGCUGGUGGUGUCCAAAGAGGAGGUGGAGCAGGCCUACCAGGAAGCUAUGGCAACUCUUGCUGCUGGUAAUCGGAGUGCUGCCAGCUUGAUGCACACUUUCAACGCUCAUGCUGCCACCGACAUCACAGGCUUCGGCAUCCUAGGACAUGCCCAGAACCUAGCCAAGCAGCAGCGCAGCGAGGUCUCUUUUGUCAUCCACAACCUGCCCAUCAUUGCCAAGAUGGCUGCCAUCAGCAAGGCUUGUGGGAACCGCUUUGGGCUGCUGCAGGGGACAUCCCCAGAGACAUCAGGGGGGCUGCUAAUCUGCCUGCCCCGGGAGCAGGCUGCCCGUUUCUGUGCAGAAAUCAAGUCUCCCAAAUAUGGGGAGGGGCACCAAGCCUGGAUUAUCGGCAUCGUGGAGAAGGGGAACCAGACCGCGCGCAUCAUCGACAAGCCGCGCAUCAUUGAAGUGACCCCCCGGGGCGCCACAGCCUCCCCCCAGGAUAACAACUCCAGCGCCAGCCCCGAAGCAGCCUCGUGAGAUGGCAAAGCCUCCUUCCCUUGGACACUAUAGGCUGUGCCCGCAGAUACGGGGCAGCAGAGCUGGCUGGUGUCUUGGCUUUGGGAAUGGGGAUGCUGUGCCAUCCUUGCCUGGUGUUGAUCUUCCUGCCCAGCUGGAAGCAGCACCAGCUAAGACAGCUCUCCUUCCCAAGGCCAAGGUGGCCGAGGCAAGGCCCUUCUGAACUGCACCUGAGCUAUGUCCCACCGCUGCCUCCCCCACAGGCUGAUCCAAGGAGAAAGGUGGCGAAUUGAUUCCUGGGGGGACCCGAGUUAGUUAGUUCUUGGGGAGAAAUGCAGGUGAUUCACAACUGCAGGUAAUUUCUGACUGGAAUUAUUUAUUGAAAUAUUGUGAUGAGCCCUUGUGCUUGCCCAGCCUUUGUUCAGACUGAGCAGCUGGUACAAAGACUGGGAGGUUGGGUUCAGCCAUGUGGCUGGGCAUGUGCCCUUGCUCUCUUCAAUGAAGCUCUUCCCCUUAAACCCCCCAUGGGGCUAGGAGGAGUUGAGGACCCCCAGAGGGCAGGGCCUCAUUCAGCCAGGUGGAUUGGUUCUUGGGUUGUAAAUUCCUGGUGAUUUGUUCAAUAAAUGCCAAUUUCUAGA
This is a messenger RNA of Pelodiscus sinensis (Chinese soft-shelled turtle), 1669 nucleotides long. The record is from RefSeq and is a predicted model, not a curated record. NCBI's taxonomy places the organism in Eukaryota, Metazoa, Chordata, Testudines, Trionychidae.